Messenger RNA from Mesitornis unicolor (brown roatelo), 1916 nucleotides. It is a transcript of the gene TRMT44, whose product is annotated as tRNA methyltransferase 44 homolog (S. cerevisiae). Gene Ontology annotation, biological process: tRNA methylation. Gene Ontology annotation, molecular function: metal ion binding; tRNA (uridine) methyltransferase activity. Lineage: Eukaryota; Metazoa; Chordata; Aves; Mesitornithiformes; Mesitornithidae. The transcript is spliced from 11 exons. The annotation marks the transcript as partial. The record is from RefSeq and is a predicted model, not a curated record.
GGCCGCUGCUCCGAGCUUCGCGCUGUGCUGAGGACGCUGCUGCCCCGGGCGCGGCCCGCUGGCCCGCCCGCUCCGCCGACCAAGGAGCUGACGGUCCAAGAUGUUUACAAUGGAACUGUGACCUUUCUACCUCUGGAGGAAAACAGUGAAGGAAAAUACCAGAUUAAAAAGUGCAAUAUUUAUCAAAUUCAGCUUACACACAUAAAAGAUGAGGAAUGGUCUGUGUCUAUUGUUGCUCCAUUUCCAGAAGGUUGGUUUUCAGAUGGCAUUGCAUAUCCCAAACUAGCAUGGCUUGGAGAUGAACUUUUGUCCAAACUGGCUAAAUGGUCUGUGGAACAAAAGCCCAGCAAUUUUAAAAGUACACUGUCGCUUAUUUCUGUAGCAAAAUACAGCAAGGUUUAUCAAGACCUUAAAGAAAAAUACAGAGAGAUGGUAAAGGUGUGGCCUGAAGUGACAGAUCCUGAGAAAUUUGUUUAUGAAGAUGUUGCCAUUGCCACUUAUUUGCUGAUUCUUUGGGAAGAAGAGAGAAAGGAAAAAGGGUUGACCAAGAAACAGUCAUUUAUAGAUCUUGGAUGUGGAAAUGGUCUACUGGUUCAUAUUCUAAAUAAUGAAGGGCAUUCAGGUAGAGGAAUUGAUGUGAGGAGAAGAAAAAUAUGGGACAUAUAUGGACCAGAAACUCAUUUAGAGGAAUCUACAAUCAUGCCAGAUGACAGUCAUCUCUUUCCAAACACAGACUGGCUCAUAGGAAACCAUUCAGAUGAAUUAACACCAUGGAUUCCUGUAAUUGCAGCUAGGUCUUCCUAUUCAUGCUGCUACUUUGUGCUGCCAUGUUGCUUCUUUGAUUUCCAUGGGAAAUACAGCCGAAGGCAAAGCAAGAAAACUCAGUACAGAGAAUAUCUUGAUUUUGUUGCCCAAGUGGGAUCUGUAUGCGGCUUUAAUGUGGAAGAGGAUUGCCUUAGAAUUCCAUCAACAAAAAGGGUGUGCCUUAUUGGAAAAAACAGGACCUAUCUACAUACAGAACAUGCUGUGAUUGACAAGCAGAUAACAGAGUAUAUUAAUAAUCGUCAGAGCUGUGCUGUGGUCACAUGUGACAGAAGACUUGAAUUUAAUCAUAAGGAUUACUUGGAAGGAGUGUGCAAAGGUGGCGGCUCAGAACUUCCUGAAAAUGAGACUGUGGCUGCUGAUACAAUUUGGAUGCCUGGAUUUCAACCCAGAGGAAAAGUAGAACGAAUCAAAAAUUGUGCUUCCCUCCCUCGGGAUUUUGUAGAUGAUGUGGUUCUCAGUGUGGCAAACUUGCUCUUAAAUGCAACCCCUCAGAAAUCAUAUUCUGAUAAACAUCAUGGAAAUAUGAAUACCUGGAAUCACGGAGAAAGCCUUUCCUUGAAAGAAGUAGCAGAACACUUAAAUAAAGAGACUUUAAAAAGGCUAAAGAGUGAAUUUGGAGGCCUGCAGACACUACUCAAGAACAAUCAUCAAGUAUUUGAAGUUCUAAAUGGGAGAGUUCAUAUUCGUGACUGGAGAAAAGAGAAGCCAUCAAGGAAAACUAAGCCUGAGGUGAAACGCUGCCUUUCAGCUGAAGCAUUUAAAACACGACUAUGUUGGUUUUUCAUUCAUCAUCCUGAUGGUUGUUCUUUGCCUUCUGAGUCUUGCCCAUAUGCUCACGGGACUGAGGAGCUAAGGCAGUCUCAGAUUAUUAAAAAGAAAAAACAUCUACAGUAAUAAAAUGCUGCUACUUAUGUUUAAGCUUGUGUACAUAACUGAAUCUGUGAUUGACUUUGGGACCGUGUAGUGCUUGUAGAUCUAUACAAUAUGCAGGGUUUUUCCCCAUUCCUAUGCAUCUUAUUUUCCAGUGGGUUUACAAGUUCUAUAUUUUUAAUUCUUUAAUUUUUUAUUAACAUGGAAAAGCUAUAAUGAAG